Medicago truncatula (barrel medic) is the source of this 957-nucleotide messenger RNA. RefSeq lists its product as uncharacterized. NCBI's taxonomy places the organism in Eukaryota, Viridiplantae, Streptophyta, Magnoliopsida, Fabales, Fabaceae. The record is from RefSeq and is a predicted model, not a curated record. Gene Ontology annotation, biological process: root development; shoot system development. Bases 1 to 957 code for a protein of 318 amino acids. The transcript has a single exon.
AUGGUAGGUGUUUUUCGGCGUUCAGUUUCAUUUCCAAACAAAAAUCCCAACCGUCCAUCACAAAAACCACAAAUAUCACACCACAUCAGAUCCAUAAGUCUUCCCUGCCGAUCUCAUCCGUUAAUUUCCCAGAUCAAAGAUGAGAUCAACGGCCUAAAAUCCUGGACUAAUUCCACUUCAAAAUCUCAACCACUAACGUCCAAAAACCUCUCCAACGGUUUAACUCUUCUCCAACAAACAUACGAAACUUUUCAAGACAUUCUCCAACUUCCACAAACCCAAGAAUCACUCCGUUACCAUCCUCAAUGGGUGGAGAACCUUCUAGAAUAUUCUCUUCGCUUCGUCGACGCUUAUGGAAUGUUCCAAACAUCGAUUUUAUACCUUAAAGAAGAACAUUCCUCAGUUCAAAUUGCUAUAAGAAAGCGAGAUGAAUCAAAGUUAGUUAUAUAUUUAAAAGCUAAGAAGAAGUUGAGUAAGGAAAUUGAGAAACUAGUUUCUGGAAUCCGUUGUGUGAAUCUGAAUGUCACACAACAACAACAAUUGCAUGUUCCUGUUUAUUCAUCUUCACCAACGUUGUUGUCAGUUUCAGAUAGUGUUGAACUUGGACGUGUGAUUGAAGAUGUUAUGAGUUUAACGGUUUCUGUAUCCGUUGCAUUUUUCAACGGGGUAGCAAUGUCAUUUGCUUCGAAGAGAUUUUCAUGGGUGAAAAUGGUUAGAAAAGGUGGGAGUGUGAAGAAGGAGUUAGAAGGGAUUGAAGAAAUUCAGAAGGUUUUGAAUGAGGUUGAAAAUAUUGGGAAUUUGAAAAAGAAAGGAGAUGAAGAAGUGAGAUCGGUUUUGAAGAGAAUGCGUGAUUUAGAGGAAAAUAUUUGUGGUAUUGAAAGUGUUAGUGACAAAGUUUUCAGGGCUUUGAUCAAUUCACGUUUUCUACUGCUCAAUACUCUUACCUUGUCGCAGUAG